Molecule: messenger RNA, 2681 nt
Organism: Tuber aestivum (summer truffle)
Lineage: Eukaryota; Fungi; Ascomycota; Pezizomycetes; Pezizales; Tuberaceae
Source: the annotation of a GenBank genome assembly
UAAGUUAGACUCCUUCCGCCAACCCGGAAACAUCUCUCGCAAAAUGGAUUCAAGCACAGGAUUCUUUAAGUUCAUAUUUUCAGACCGUUCGUGGGAUUUCUCUAAGACCCCGAAGUCUUUUCAGGCCGCAUACGAAUCGUUGAACCCAAAACCUUACCAAAUCUUUGAUCUUCUGUUGAAGGAAGAGCGUUUCACAAAUUUCUUCUCGAGAAUAGAAGUCUAUGGAAACAAUCUGGCCAACUUGUUAAGUCAAUUCCAUAGUUUCGAGAAAGAUAAUUACAGGAGCUCGCUAUUACGGGAGAUUAUUGGCUCUUUUACUGUUUCUCUGCUCGCUGAAAGAUUUGAUGACAUGAAGUCCAGGAGUGUAGCUGCAAGAAUCGUUGUCUCGGUGGUGAAAUUAUCGGAUCCAAGCACUUUAGGGAAGUUUGGUGUGAGAUUAGGGGCUCUCCCAGGGAUAUUGCGGGUUCUGGUUGAGGAGGGGCACAUAAAAGAAUUAUCCUUGACUCAUCCACAAUGCUUUGAAGGUCUCAUUUCUGGAGUCCAGGCCAGGGAACAGUGGGUCGAAUUUAUUAUGGGUUUCUGCAAGGAGUGUGAAGUUCACGGGUCGAGGCCCAAGAGAACUAGCGACGUGGACUUGGCGAAGUUUAUUCGCACUGUUCCUUGUCAAUUGUGCUCGAACAUUCCUACCGGCCGCGGACCCAGCAAGGAUCCCGAGGGGAAGCUAACGCGAGCUCGAGACCACCUCUUCAGAUCAAACCUGGAGUUGAAUGUAUUCGAAUCCCUCUUAGGUGAGCCUCUUGGGCCGUGGAAAGUAAUUCUUUCUCAACAGGCCAUGGAGGAACUGGGGACAGAGAACGCUCGGGGUACAGAUUCCAUCACUCAAGAUGUUUUUGAGGAUUGCUGAUGUGAGCUAGGUAUCCUCGGGGAUGUUCGGUGUAAGUUCUCCGAGCUUGCCUCCGGAGACUGGGGUGGAAGAAAGCUGUUCAAUAUGGCCGAGUGGGGAGAUACCUUGAGCUUUCGAAUCCCUUUAUUCAGAACUUUCUACAAACCCGGGUCUUUUAUAUUAUGGCAGAUUGAUACUGCUUUUGAUGAAAGGUUUGGCGAGGAUUACCAGGUUAUAAAAGGUUUGUGUAUCCAUGAAAGUGUCCUCAUGGGUGGGGAACUGACAACAAGAAACUGCGGUUUAGUAUGGACUAUUGGAAACCCCAGAGAUGUAUGUCCGGUCCCUGUGUGAUGUGGGUACGGUGAUGUUAAGGUGAAGAAGGUCGGCAGGAUUCUUGCGCAUAUUCAUCGGGUACAACAAGCCUAUACGAAAGCUCAAGUGGGAGCUUGCACCAUAGACAAUAUGGAUGGGUUACGAGGGGUCAUGUAUCCAAUGAGGGUGUGCUUGGACGACGAGGAGAGUGGUUCCACGGUGGUUGAUGGCACCAUUAAUGAGGAUUUCGAUUAUCUAACUCAGCUAGGUGAGAAAGCUGAAAUAGCCCGACUUGAAUGGCUCUUGCCUGACGAUGCUAAAUUUGUGGUUAAUAGCAAAGUUUUAUGGUCUAACUACCACUGUUCUGGACGGUAUUGCCUCCUUAGCUGGCAAGCUGGCAUACCCAGUAGCCAUAUCCACGGAAGAGGCCCGGGUGGUGGAUCACUUCGUAACACCAGCAUUCAUUCUCGGGAGAAGUGGAACCGGGAAAACUACCUGCCUGGUUUAUAAGCUGGUGGGAAGGUAUUUAAGUAUCGGGAAGAAAGGAGGACCUUUGAGACAAGUAAGUGAUUGCAGGAGGUCUGAGAUUGGGCCAUCCUCUGAACGCAAGGUUAAGCUAACAGUCACAGGUCUUACUCACGAGGUCAAAGAGAUUGGCGUCGAAGUUAAGAACUAAUACCUGUGGAUUGAUUAAGGCCCGGUUGGGAGAGCUAGCUGAGGGCAAUUAUGGCAAAAAUGGUGAUUUCGAUGACAAUACAAGAGAGCAAUUCUCAUCGCUUUGUGAUGCAGAUUUCCCGCUGGUAUGCACUUUUGAUUACUUAUUAAGGCUUAUGGAGAAUAGUAUUAGGUUUGUUGCUCCUUAGUAUAAGCCAUUGGUAUAUGGUUGGCUUACCGAGCGGCUCCAGGGAACAGGAAAACCGGAGGAGAUACAUGAAGAUGGACAGUUCUAAAUGCACCCGUGUGAUCGACUUUAGGAUGUUCAACAUUGAAUACUGGGAGCACCUAUCCCCAAAAUUAAAGAAGGGUAUUACGGUAGAUUUAGCAUUUCUUGAAAUCAUGGGGGUCAUUAAGGGAUCGAUUACUCCAGCCACAGACUUUGAGCCAUUAUCUCGCCAAGAUUAUUUGGCAAAGCGGUGGAGACAGGCCCCGAAUUUUGCGACGCAGAGAGAGAGGGAUGCUGUCUAUGACAUAUACGAGUGGUAUGAGCGGGCAAAGAAGAAGCGCGGCGGUAUUGAUCAGGCAGAUAGGGUUAUCAAAGUUAUAAGGGCUUUGGAGACAUUCAAGCCUUCAGAGAUACCUGAAGAGAAUGAAUUCGAACGGAAUAUUCGAAGGGUACUGGACGAAAUAUAUGUUGAUGGUUCGCAUCUCUCAAUCCAAACACUACCUUCGGAAGGGAUUAACAAGGAGGCAGAGGUCCAAGACCAGCGUGCGUCGGAAAUAAGUAUGCUUUUGACCUUAGUGGGUUAUCCCCAGCACAUCCAUUUCG